Messenger RNA from Larimichthys crocea (large yellow croaker), 2949 nucleotides. RefSeq names its product actinin alpha 3b (gene actn3b). The record is from RefSeq and is a predicted model, not a curated record. The coding region runs from base 256 to 2949 and encodes 897 amino acids. The transcript is spliced from 21 exons. Gene Ontology annotation, molecular function: protein binding; calcium ion binding. Lineage: Eukaryota; Metazoa; Chordata; Actinopteri; Sciaenidae.
GUGUGCCACUUUUGACCAGGAAAGGAGCACCGGCCAGCAGGGUCUUCUGGUAGUGGGAGCACCACCUCCGCACAGGCACCUCGCACCAGUGGAGUCUGGUCUCUGCAGCCCAUAACAGUCUCUCCCCCCGAAAGCGAGACCCCCGUCCCGAGGAGGUUCUUGCCCUCACGGCGUCGUCGUCGUUUCGAUUGCUGAUUAUUUUUUUCUUACCAUAAGCUGACGGGGACGUGAGAAGUCCUAACAAAAGGCGGCACGAUGACAGCUGUCGAAACCCAAAUUACAUACAGCAACUCCUACACGAUCCACCAUGAAGAAGCGUAUAUGACCCAAGAGGAUGACUGGGACAGGGACCUGCUGCUGGACCCUGCCUGGGAGAAGCAGCAGAGGAAGACCUUCACAGCUUGGUGUAACUCCCACUUGAGGAAGGCCGGGACACAGAUCGAGAACAUUGAAGAGGAUUUUAGAAAUGGCCUCAAACUCAUGCUGCUGCUGGAGGUCAUAUCAGGCGAGAGGCUGCCCAAACCCGACAAAGGCAAGAUGCGUUUCCACAAGAUCGCCAACGUGAACAAAGCCCUGGACUUCAUCUGCAGCAAGGGAGUCAAGCUGGUGUCUAUCGGUGCUGAGGAAAUUGUCGACGGUAAUGUGAAGAUGACUCUUGGUAUGAUCUGGACCAUCAUCCUGCGCUUUGCCAUCCAGGACAUCUCUGUGGAAGAGACCUCUGCUAAGGAGGGUCUGCUGCUGUGGUGCCAGAGGAAGACUGCCCCCUACAGGAACGUCAACGUGCAGAACUUCCACAUCAGUUGGAAGGACGGCCUGGCUCUGUGCGCCCUCAUCCACAGACACAGACCUGACCUCAUUGACUACUCCAAACUGAGAAAGGACGACCCCAUCGGUAACCUGAACACCGCCUUCGAAGUGGCUGAGAAGUUCCUGGACAUCCCCAAGAUGCUUGACGCUGAAGAUAUUGUGAACACACCCAAACCUGACGAGAAGGCCAUCAUGACCUACGUGUCCUGCUUCUACCACGCCUUCGCCGGCGCCGAGCAGGCUGAGACGGCUGCCAACCGUAUCUGCAAGGUGCUGGCCGUCAACCAGGAGAACGAGAAACUGAUGGAGGAGUACGAGAAGCUGGCCAGCGAGCUGCUGGAGUGGAUCCGUCGCACCAUCCCCUGGCUGGAGAACCGCGUGGCGGAGCAGACCAUGCGCGCCAUGCAGCAGAAGCUGGAGGACUUCCGCGACUACCGCCGCAUCCACAAGCCGCCCCGCGUGCAGGAGAAGUGCCAGCUGGAGAUCAACUUCAACACCCUGCAGACCAAGCUGAGGCUCAGCAACAGGCCCGCCUUCAUGCCCUCCGAGGGCAAGAUGGUGUCGGAUAUCGCCAACGCCUGGAAGGGUCUGGAGCAGGUGGAGAAGGGCUACGAGGAGUGGCUGCUGACCGAGAUCCGCCGCCUGGAGAGACUCGAUCAUCUGGCCGAGAAGUUCAAGCAGAAGUGCGCCAUGCACGAGGCCUGGACCGGAGGUAAGGAGGACCUGCUGUCCCAGAAGGACUACGAGUCGGCCUCUCUGAUGGAGAUCAGAGCCCUGAUGAGGAAGCACGAGGCGUUCGAGAGCGACCUCGCCGCUCACCAGGACAGAGUGGAGCAGAUCGCUGCCAUCGCCCAGGAGCUGAAUGAGCUGGACUAUCACGAUGCUGCCACAGUCAACGCCCGCUGCCAGGGCAUCUGUGACCAGUGGGACAACCUGGGCACCCUCACCCAGAAGAGGAGGGACUCCCUGGAGCGCGUGGAGAAGCUGUGGGAGACCAUCGACCAGCUGUACCUGGAGUUUGCCAAGAGGGCGGCGCCCUUCAACAACUGGAUGGACGGAGCCAUGGAGGACCUGCAGGACAUGUUCAUUGUCCACAGUAUCGAGGAGAUCCAGAGUCUGAUCACCGCUCACGACCAGUUCAAGGCCACCCUGCCCGAGGCCGACAAGGAGCGCAUGGCCACCCUGGGCAUCCACAACGAGAUCCUGAAGAUCGCCCAGACCUACGGCAUCAAGCUGUCCGGAAUCAACCCUUACACCACCCUGUCCCCCCAGGACGUCAGCAACAAGUGGGACGCUGUGAAGCACCUUGUUCCCCUCAGAGACCAAAUGCUCCAGGAGGAGGUGGCCAGACAGCAGGCCAACGAGAGGCUGAGGCGCCAGUUCGCUGCCCAGGCCAACAUCAUCGGACCCUGGAUUCAAACCAAGAUGGAGGAGAUCAGCCACGUGUCCGUGGACAUCGCCGGCUCCCUGGAGGAACAGAUGAACAGCCUGAAGCAGUACGAGCAGAACAUCAUCAACUACAAAUCCAACAUCGACAAGCUGGAGGGAGACCACCAGCUCAGCCAGGAGUCCCUCAUCUUCGACAACAAGCACACCAACUACAGUAUGGAGCACGUCCGCGUGGGCUGGGAGCAGCUGCUCACCACCAUCGCCAGAACCAUCAACGAGGUGGAGAACCAGAUCCUGACCCGCGACGCCAAGGGCAUCAGCCAGGAGCAGCUCAACGAGUUCAGGGCCUCCUUCAACCACUUCGACAGGAAGAGAAACGGCAUGAUGGACCCAGACGACUUCCGUGCCUGCCUCAUCUCCAUGGGUUACGAUCUGGGUGAGGUGGAGUUUGCUCGUAUCAUGACCCUGGUGGACCCCAACAACACAGGCGUGGUGACCUUCCAGGCCUUCAUCGACUUCAUGACCCGCGAGACCGCCGAGACCGACACCGCAGAACAGGUCAUGGCCUCCUUCAAGAUUCUGGCCUCAGACAAGAAUUACAUCACAGUGGAGGAGCUGCGCAGGGAGCUGCCGCCCGAGCAGGCAGAGUACUGCAUCAGCCGCAUGACCAGGUACAUCGGAGCCGACAGCCCCUCCGGCGCCCUGGACUACAUCUCCUUCUCCAGCGCCCUCUACGGAGAGAGCGACUUAUAA